Molecule: messenger RNA, 2551 nt
Organism: Thalassophryne amazonica
Lineage: Eukaryota; Metazoa; Chordata; Actinopteri; Batrachoidiformes; Batrachoididae
Gene: slc22a17
Product: solute carrier family 22 member 17
Exons: 10
Coding region: 493-2238 (581 amino acids)
Biological process (GO): transmembrane transport
Cellular component (GO): membrane
Molecular function (GO): transmembrane transporter activity
Source: RefSeq, a predicted model, not a curated record
UCGUCGAAGUCUUCCGACGCUGAAACCCUUUAAACAGGCUUCACCCCCCACCGUGGUUUCUAGCCGCUUUGUCCGACACCGACGACACGUUCCCCUUUAAGAUGAUGUCCAACUCGGCUAUGAUUUAUUUAAUUAUUUUGUGUAACGUCUGCAACAAAACUUGGACGAAGCGAUGUAUUUGAAAGGACAGAGCGACGCAUCGUGUGACUGUAGCCCGGCGGCUAUCGAGUCUGAAAGGUGGCAGAGCGGCGCAGACCUAAUUACAGGAGCACUGGUCCUCUGUUCCUUGCUCGUGUCAGAGGAAAAACAACAGAUGUCGCUGUCGUGUGUUGGACUUAGAGGCAAAGCAGGUUCGUGUCAUAAUGCAGUGAAGCCAAUGUUUAAUCACGCAAUGUUUUGGACGGUUGGGCAGUAGGAUCUCUUCAGGACAACAUUUAAAGGAGGAUUCAGGCAUCUCUAGGAGCAACCAACGUAACGAUCCUCAGUUCCUUGAUGAUGACAACACCGGACUCACCCCCACUAGUCUCCCCUUCCCCUUGCCCUGCUCCUCCUCCAUCCCUCCCCUCCUCCCCUGUGCCUUCCUCUCCUGCCCCAUCUUCUUCUUCUCUCCCUCUUCCACCUUCUUUCCCCCCCACUGGGGAGUUGAUGGUGUUAGCUCUGGGCAGGAAGAAGCAGAGGGUAUUCAUCGCUCUCUCCAUACUUCCCAACCUUUUUCUGGCCUUCCUCCUCUCUUCGGAUCCCCUUAUCGUCCUGUCCCCGCCCCACCACUGCCACCUACCAGGGACCACACUAUCACCUGAAGUACUAAAUGCAUCCUUACCUUGGGAGAAGAAGCCGAGGCCCGGGAACAGCUGGAGCCUGUCCCAGUGUAAGCAGUACUUCAAUAGCAGCCACUUGGCUGUGGUUGACUGCGAUGCUGGCUGGGAUUACAACGUCACAGAAGGGCUGAAGAACAACAUUGUUACAGAGUGGGAUCUGGUGUGUGCUCAGUACUGGCUGGUUCCAGUGGAGGAGGUGUGCUUCAUUCUGGGGAUUCUGAUUGGCUGUCUGGGCCUGGGCUACGCUGCGGACAGGCUUGGCCGGUCCAGGACACUGCUGACGUCUUUGACCUUGUCUGUAGUGUUUGGCGUGCUGCUGUGUGUCUCUCCAAAUCCUUACAUCUUUGUCAUCAUGCGUUUCUGUCUGGCAGCAGCCAGUGCAGGAGUCUACCUCAUUCUGUAUAUCACACGCCUGGAGCUGUGUGACCCAUCUCUGAGACUGGUGGCCACCGUGCUAGCUGGGCUGAUGACUGUAUCCGGGGAGCUGCUCCUGCUGGGCGUGGCCCUGGGUUUCCAGUCCUGGAGAGGUUUGCUAGGAGCUGGCACCGCUCCACUAACACUAUUCCUCAGCUAUGGGAUUCCUGGGGUAUUCCCAGAGUCUCCACGCUGGCUCCUUCUGUCAGAAAGGUCUGGUGACAUGAACUCCUUCAGCGAGAGAAGAAACUCAAACAGAGAGCUACGGGAUGAUGAGAGCUUCACAGAGCUGGAAUCGGAGCCGGCCCCCUCCAUGCGUCCCCAUCUGUCAUUUCCUGAGCUUUUCCACAGCAGGAAUAUCUGGAAGAACUUGUGUGUGCUGGGCUUCACCUCAUUCAUCUCCCACGGCAUUAGUCACUGUUACAGCUCUUUCCGAAGUGAUGUGAGGGGCAACGCCCCCAGCUUCUAUUGGAUGUACCUCCUAGCUGUCUGUGCAGGGGGUGGUGCCUGGUUGUUGCUCUGGGUGACUGUCGACAGGUGCGGUCGUCGUGGUAUCCUGCUGCUCUCCAUGACUAUGACGGGACUGGCAUCUUUGAUCCUCCUGGGACUCAUGGAGUAUCUCAGCGAGGCAGCCAUCACUGUGUUCUCUGUGCUUGGUCUGUUCUCCUCCCAGGCCGCUGCCUCCCUCUGCAUCCUCUUGACUGCAGAGAUCAUGCCCACCAUCAUCAGGGGCAGUGGUGUGGGUGUGGUGCUCGCCUUGGGCAGUGUUGGUCGUCUUAGCUCCCCUCUCAUGGACCUGAGGAACCACUACGGUUACUUCCUGCACCAUGUAAUUUACUCCUCACUGGCUCUACUCGCUGUGCUGUCCAUCCUGCUACUGCCUGAGAGCAAGAGGAAGCCGCUGCCCCAGACGCUGGCUGACGGUGAGCAGUACAGGCGCCCCCCACUGGGCAGAAGGAGGAGAGACAACGUACCUCUAUUGGCAACGCCCAACACAGAGAGCUAAAGGACUCUGAAAGCAUGGACUUAACUCGGAUUAUUCACUCAGCCCACCAGCCAGAACCUUUACAUCCAACCACAUUGAAACAGUGAAUGAAAAUGACACAACAAAGCGAGGGAGAAGGUCUGGUUCUUUUAGUUGUGGACAAACAGGUGAAGUCCAGACAAGCUUCCUAACAUAUCAUCCUCUUGUCAUUCAAAACACAAGCUGCCACUUCAUUGUUCUGUUUCCUCUCUUACAAGUGUGCUAAUGUGCCUGAACACACGUUCAUCAUCCUCUUCCUGACCAGACAACAGCGUUUUCUGCACGUCAGGUCCAC